Molecule: messenger RNA, 18987 nt
Organism: Lymnaea stagnalis (great pond snail)
Lineage: Eukaryota; Metazoa; Mollusca; Gastropoda; Lymnaeidae
Source: the annotation of a GenBank genome assembly
AAAUAAUUACGAAAAGUGAAGAUGAAUAUUUGGUGAGGUCAUUUUUUCUCCGAGCCUAUUGUUUAGGCCGUUGUUAAACAUGGCGUCCAAAGAGAAAAAAAAAGCGGAACGAAGGACUAAUAGUUUGAAGAAAAUUGAUGAUUUGCCUGUUGAAAAGACAGAAACUGCAUCGCAACUCUCAGAAUCAGUAGACAUUGUGCAGUCAGAAGUGAAUACUAUCUCAGAAGUUGAUCUUGAAAAACAAUUGAAAGAAAAAACUCCCGAACCAACUUACGAUGAGCCGAGACUUACGGAACUUAUUGUUGAGAGGUGAUUAAAUUGAUUAAUUACAAAUAAUACAAGUCUUGUCUUAUACUUAUUAGGAGCAAGGAGUUAAGUCCAAUUUAGAUAUUCCAUAAGUCCCAUGCCUAUAUACAAAAAAAGGAUGGGGAAGGCUGAUUAAAAAUAACAAUUUUACAUUGAUCCUGUACUAAACUGUUCUUCAACUUUAAUCAAUUUAAUCAGGUCCAGGAUUAAACUUUCUUACCUGUGACAACAAUUGUUAAAUUAUUAGCUGUCGGCCCGGGGUUUCCCAUCAUGGCUGCCAUCUUGGUUGACGUGUCAACCAAGAUGGCGGCCAAAAAUUAUUGCAAAACACGUUAUGAAACGACUGGGGAGGGGAGACCAACUCAGUAAUGAGGUAAACAUUGUAGAGUCUGUAUUAGAGUUAUUAGACCCCUCCCCCACUUUAAAUACCAAAUUCAGAAACAGAGAAAUUAUCUAGACCCCUACCCAGAACCCCUCCCCAAUUACCUGCCUAAAGUUAAAGCCACAAGUAAAAGCACAUGGAGUUUACACACUGUGGCAGUGGCCAUAAACUAUGAAAGUGAACAAAAACAAAAAAUAAUGGCUAAAAUAUUUAAAAAACAAAAAAUAAUUAAAACCCAACUUACAGUUUCAUGAAAUACACUUUUACAAAUGUAUUAUUUCAGGUUCCAAAGAAAAUAAUAGGCACAAAUGGUUAGUGCGCAACAGCUGGCAUUGGGCUAACAUGUUGCGAAGAUAGCGGCAUAAAUAUAAUAUGAUAAUUAGCCAACUAAUGAUGAUUUAAAAUUAUAAAUAAUCAACCAAUCAAAAUUAUCAUACAAAACAUGUCAUCAGCACUUCCUCCAACAAAAUCAACAAAGGGGAAUGACUCCUGCACAAAAAUUAAAUAAACACGCAAUUACGUCAUGGGAUGACAACCAAGUAUCAGCCCAACCAUUUUCUAAUUUAAAGUUAUUUGAUAUGAACUGUAUCAUAAAGGAUUUUGAAUAGAAUACAGUUUUGUACAUCUUUAUUUGAAUUGGGUACCGGUAUUUAUUUAAUUGUAAUCUGCCAGUGGAAUUUUUAUCCUUCUGAUCCACUUAUGUAAUUUUGCCGUUUGGGAAUUUGUGUAAAGACGAAUUUUAAAAAUAAAAUACAAAACUCAUCUUUCAACUCUCUUUAAUUACUUUAAUGGUUAGAUAUCAGAAAAAUCGAAGUAUUAAUAUAUUUCCAAAGUACCUACUAUCUUACAUUAUAUCAAUCUUAGGAAAUAAAACAGGAUUUAGAGAUUGCGAUUUUCGUAAUUGUCCCCUGACCGCAACACCCCCCUACCCCAACAAAAAAAGGAACUAAGAAUUAACAUCUCUUACAAAGUGGCACAUUUAGUAAAAAACAGGCCUUCAAAACAGCACUCAAGACACAUCUCUUCAAACUUUACAAUGCCGACCGAUUCCCACACCCCUCUGACGAAUAAAUGAUGCUGCUGGGUGCCAUCUUGGCUUGACAUGUAAAUAGUUCUGGGGUGGGUGGGAUGAAUAUUUGUAUAAAGCUGUUUUUAAUUAAAUAAAAAAAAAUUAAUGUCAUGUUUGUUUUUGCCAAUAUUUGUAUGUGAUUAAUGUGAAGCGCGGUGAGCCCAGCUCUAGGCUGGCAUACUGCGCUAUAUAAGACCACUGUAAUAAUAAUAAUAAAAACAUCCCUGAAUAAACUUCUCACCCAGGAUGUUGUUGGUAUGUCCCACUAGUCUGACACCUAUAGACAUCUGCUUCUUAUAUGCCAAUGGUAAAAAACUUGUAGAGGGAUCAACUAUGUUGUUUUUUAACAUUAAUAUUAUUAGAAUAAUACUUCCAGUAUUCAAAAUACUUUCUAACUUUUUUACAGUUACACUGGUGAAUUAGUAAGAGGGCUUUACAGUGGUGAAGGAGAAGCUUGGUUCAAAAAUGGAAAUUCCUACAAGGUACAUGUCAUUAUCUGGUGUAUUUUAACUUCUUCAUCUGUAUAUAUUGAGUUAUGCACUAAAUCAUACACAAUUAAAAAGGAUUAUGGUUAAAAUGUUUAAUAAUUAGAAUCUAAAAUUCUUGGAUCAACUUACAUAGAAUUUAAGCUAACAUGCACUGUUGUUUCUAAAAAGAUAAUGCUGUCGUUAUUAAGAGGUUAUUUCAAACUAUAAAAUAUUGACAGUGGGCUAAUAAGACCACCCCUUGUUGGAUUGUUUGUGUGUGAUUUGACUGUAACUGGCUGAAUUAACAUAGUAGGCUAACAUUGUUUAUUUCAGGGUUUCUUUACUCUGGGACUCAUGCAUGGCAAAGGGGUUUACAUUUGGGCUGAUGGUGUUGUAUAUGAGGUAGGAGACCAUACAAACUUUGUUUCAUGUUAUAUUUUUGUUAUACUUUUUGUUGAAUUAUUAUUUACAUUGUUGCUUAGAAUUUUGUAUAUAAAUCUGUAAUAUCCAAUGUGUGUAUUGUUAAAUAGCCGAGUCUUUGAUAAACAAUGAGUGCUAUAUUAUGUAGGUAGGUCUUUUAUAACCUUUGUGUAAAAUAUAAGUGUUUUUUUUUUGUAUAACCUUUGUGUGUGUGAAAUAUUAAAUUGGUGGGUCUUUUAUAAAUUCACCUGAAAUACAUGUUUCAUGGCUUAAUGAGAGAUUAAUAAAGACCACUUUUCAGGAAACAAUAGUUUGUUAUAUUUUUAAAAUUGACUGAACUAGUUAAAAAUAAAAAAGUCGUAUUUAUCAUAUUAUAAACAAUUAUAUGUCUGAAUGAUAUAAAAUAUGGGAAUUGAAAGGGACUGUAUUAAUUGUGUAUUUGAUGUAUCUUAUUUUGAAGGGAGAUUUCUAUGAGAAUCAGAUAACAGGGAGUGGUAGCUACACAUGGCCAGAUGGAAGGUUUGUACUUUUAAAUUUUAGUAAAUAAAAUACUCUCAUCUAGAUCUGUUGUAUUGCGUCAUGACAAACCAGUGCUGAAGAUUUGUGUUCAAGAUUUUGAUAAAAAUAUGAAUAUUUUGUGAGGUCACUUAUUCUUCAAGCACAUUAUUUAGGCCGUUUUUAAACAUGGUGUCCACGGAGAAAAUAAAGUGCAAUUAGAAAAAGUUUUUUUGUGUGUUUCAUCUACAAAGUAGGAUAGGCCUGUAACUGUAACAAACUUCCUGCAGUAGAUGAGUCCACUGGUGGGUAGUUUGAUAAGCUUCAUGUUGUGUAAGGGAACAAUUCUAUUCUAAAGUAUGCGUUAUUUUCCAGCCACACCUGGUCCACAAUCCAAAGCAACAACAAUGGUCAAUGAAGAUAACUAUAACUUACAAUUUUUAUUCACAGGAUCCUAUAUAGCAACUACCAGCUCACAAAACGUCAUCUACAAUUUCACAAUACACUAAAAUUGAGAGGUCUCGUAACACACUAACUGCCUCUGACUAAUGAGUACUUGCACUUCAAUCAUAACUUAACAGAAAUUCUCAACAGAAAUUAACAUACUAAGAUGCGCCCCGUGUUCACUCAGCAUUUAUUCACCCACUUUUUUUUAUUGACCUUUCAUGGACCAAUAAUAUCUUGCUUAUCUCCUCAGCACAUAUGCUGGAGAUGUACUUAACGGCAAACGUCAUGGCUUUGGUACAUUUACUUGUGCUAAUAAAACUGUGGCUUAUACCGGAGACUGGGACAUGGGGCAGAAGCAUGGAAAGGUAGGCUACUCCAGCUGUUCGUUGUUGUGCGUAUUCUUAGCUUUUAUUAAGGAACUUUACUUUUUUUAUAGAUAAUUGCACCUGACAUUUUUCACUUGGCCUGACAAUAAAAUAAUGUUUUGUAAUAAAUUGUGAUAGUUCAUCCGUUUCACUCAGCCUGCCAAUACAAUGUUUUGGAGUAAAUUGUGAUAGUUUAUCAGCUUUCAUAAAUUUCAUUGCUGUUUAUGUUUCAUGUCAUGUUUUGCUUGGUUUGAAACAGUGAAAAGCAUAUUGUGGCCUAUGAGAGGCAUGAGGUUCUUUGUCUUUGAAGGAAUUAAUAUACAAUGAAAUGUAGCUCUUAAAACUUAAUCACCAUGGCAUGCAUUUAAAAAAAAAAAAUCUAAAAUGACAUUCUUUUUUUUAAAUCCAUUAUAUUAAUUUUGCUUUUUUCAUGGCUGGCUGGCAAAAUCUUUGGUUUGCUAAUUGAUCCACUUCCCAUCAAUCUAUUGAGCUCAAACUUGGCACAUAGGCUCCUUACAGAUGAAAACACAUCUUUCAAAUUUUCAAAAUUCUGUUUUCCUGUUUUUUUAAGGGAAAAUAUGAAGGAAAUAUGACUUCCAGGAAUAAAAUUCGUGUUAACUGUGCUAAAUGAGAUUCUUUUAAAAAAAAUAUAGCAAGCGCGUUUGAUGCAUAAUAUUUUCUUUUGUUUUAUUUGAAAUGCUUCAAUAAAUCUGCAGUGUAAAUAUGGGUCAUUAGAAUAUUAAAAUAGUUUAGGAGCAUGAAAAAAAUGUGUGGUUGUGAGCCUGGAGGGGUGGGGGUGGGGGGAGCUCUAAUUGUGAUUCUUAUAACGUGCAUUACUUGUAUGCAUGUUUUGUCAAAUUUUCAGCCCCACGCCCCGUUGCUCGAUAUCACAUUUUAUGAUAUUUUAUGAUGGAUUUAUUUGAAAAACUUAGUUUUUAGGGAUUGUUUAAUGUAAAAAUUAAUCUGCGAUGACGUGCAACUCUUUUUUAACGGGGGGAAAGCAACAUUAUUUUUGUAACCCAGUCCACAAUCUCAUUAUACUGAUGUGCUGUAUGUUAAUGUUAUAAACUCUUGGGAACCAUGUCAUGUGGGAAUAAAACUCAGCCGGAAAAAUUAUUAUUGAUUUCAUUCCUCCCUUGGUACGAGGACAGUGGGGAAUUAACGUUAGAAAUAUCUUAUUUUACUAGGGGAGGAUGGACUUUGAUGUCGAUGGAAACUCUUUCUAUGAUGGUGACUGGGUCAGUGGAGUUAAACACGGCUGGGGCGUCCGCAGAUAUCCCUCUGGAAACAUGUACUCUGGCAUGUGGUUUAACAAUGUCAGACAUGGAGAGGGCACCAUGAAGUGGCUGGACAGAGACCAGAUUUACAGCGGUCAGUGGGAAAAUGGCAUCCAGGUAAUUGGUCUGAAAUAUUUGUCCUCCUUCAAGAGAAACUACCUGAAUUCUUGUUGACCGCAGUUUAAAAAAAAUUUAAAAAUUAAUAAAUAACUAUAAAAUGUUCAUACUGACAGCCGUGAUUCUCAUACCCUUGAAAAAUAGCUAUCUCAUUUUGAUAACUUUCAAAAUUAAUUAUUGUCAAUAAAAAUAUUAGUGAAGGAGCCAGAAUGAUCAAUACAUUGAUCGUGGGCCCUCAAAAUAUAGAAGAAGAAGAAUAUUCUUUCUAAAAUUUUACCUUUUGAAAAAGCACUUACUGAUGAUAUGCUUUUUCAGCCAAGUAAAUGAAUAGAUGACAAGCUAUGUGGUGAUAAAAAUCCUAUUUUUAACUUUCAACCUUAUGAUAGGCAAUGCUAAUCUGUAGUCUCAGUCAAUAACUAGAUCUAACUAAGAUUUCAGUAGAAGUGUUGCCAACAUUUUCAUACAUCACUUUGUCCAUGUUCAGCAUGGCUCAGGAAAUCACAUCUGGCUUCUAAAACGUGUCAAUAGAUCUCAGUAUCCAAUGCGUAACAUGUACGACGGUGACUUUGUGAAUGGGCUACGUCACGGCCACGGUGUGUUCUACUACGCCAAUGGGGCCAAGUAUGAUGGCUGCUGGAGAAAUAACUUGAAGCAUGGAAAGGUUGGAGAUUUAAAUCUUUGAACAUUUUUGAUGUUGUUACUGUGAAACUUUUUUCGUCUUUCCUUGUACUUUCAGCUUUUCAAAAAAACUCUAAUUUUAAAAAAUGAGUUAUUUUUAAAUUAAUUUUUUUAAUUUUUGGAAAGGAAAAGAUUAACGUGUAAAAAUAAUAUAGAAUGUUAUUUACAGGGAAAAUUCACAUUUAAAAAUGGCCGGAUCUAUGAAGGUCUGUUUGAGAAAGACCACAUUGUUGAGUUCCCAGACUUCACAAUUGAUGGAAUGACCUCCCCUGACAUGAGUCAAAUAAGAACCAGAACUCCUGUGCCAGCUGGUGGGUAUUCCUUAUUAUAGAGUCUAACAGAGUUGUCUUGUUGUACAUACAUAAGCGGAUUUGACCAGUAAAUAAGGCUAUACUGUUCUUAAAUCCCCUUUCAUCCCAAAUCAUCAACAACAAUUGACACUCCCAUUCAAAUGUUGAUAGUGCCAAAAUGAUUUGAGAAAUCAUUGUUUCAGACAAUGUAUCGGUGCACUCUAAUGAAAGCAGAAACACGACCGGCCCGAGUUUCCAGCUGGACACACCAGCUCUGUUAGAAACAUUUCCCUCUGAUGACAUUGAACCCGAGGUUCAGCAGGUAAUUCUUUGAUUAACAGAGGUUCCUUAUUUGAAGCCCAUCAUUCUAAGAGUCUUGAAAGUAUAGUUAUAGAUAUUAAAUUUGCAUAGUUGUUAGCUGCAAAAAGUUAGUGCAGUGUGUUUUAAUUUGUGAUGAGUCAUUAUAAAAAAAGUUCAAAUACUUUUAUGGCUUCUGAUUAUAAAUUUCCAUACUAGUAAAUAUACACAAUGUCGAGAAGCGAUUCUUCUGUAUGGCCAAGUCUUUCACUUCAUUCCGUUUGGCAGUACAUCAUACAGCAACAGUCACCAAUGCAACAAACAUCAACCGGUUUGUUGUAAACAAAAGUUUAUUUAACCACAAUUCACAAACUAAGGUUGAUACUUAAUGUUGGAGCAACAAUCGAAUCCUUUCAGCACAACUCUUAAUUUAAUUAACCGCAAUUCCCAAACUAUGGUUGAUACUUAAUUUCUGAGAAACAAUCAAAUCUUCUCAGCACAACACUUAGCAGUAUUCAAUUCACAACAGUCAAUGUAGCACAUCCGCCAUCUGUCUUCUCUAACAACACUAAAACUCACGCGUCACUUCCCAUUACACAAUUACGUCACAACGCUCUCACACAAACGAUACGGCUGCACAUAAAAUCUCUAACUAACAUCUUUUCCCUAUCAAACAUGACAACAACGCUCUACACAUAGCAACAGUGAUUCUCAUACCCUCGACACACAACAUGUUUCUGUGAUUUAAAGAAAAAAAAUGUAUGUAUCACUAUUAUCUUCUUUUAUUAAAUAGCAAAUGGGAUUAGUAAGAACAGAUUUUUCAAAAGGUUCCAUGAAAUCCAUUUGGAGUAUCAUUAUUGUACCAGCUGUAUAUCAUUCUUAUAGGUCCUUUAUGCUAUCACACGUCAUAUCUCUGCACUACGUCGAGUGUAUGGCUUUUACAGUAUGCUGGGCUAUGAAGGAAGUCCUGAUAACACCUACAUCAUGAACAAACUACAGUUUUGGCGUUUUCUGAAAGAUAUAUGUCUGCAUCAUGACAAGUAUUCGCUGGCAGACAUGGACCGUUUGAUUGGAGAGUGUAAGUCAUAUGUUCCAUGAAUUUGAUUGGCCAGUGUUAGUCACAUGUUCCUUGAUUUUGAUUGGACAGUACAAGUCAUAUGUUCCUUCAACUAUAUUUAGUGUUAAAAAUUAGAUUUGUUAGAAACUAAAUGAAAAUUUUUACCAAAUAAAUGGAACAAUUGAUACUGUAUUAUUGCACAGGGCAAAUAAUUGCUGCCGUUAAGAAUGAUAUUCUCAUAAUGAACUUGAUGUAAUGAGAGCGCCCAGAUAGUUAGAAUUUAAAACAAAGCCAAGUUUUCUAAGUGAGUUCUUGACAAGAAUAUCUUUCCUCAGGUUACAAGAAGUCCAAAGUUGAACUCCACAAUCCUUAUGAAAAGAUUUUACAAAGGCAGUUUGUCAACAGCCUGGUCAUCCUGGCCCAUUUGAUCUACAAGAAAGAGUAUAAAAAAAACAAGUAAGAUUUUUGGUAGUUCAGUUAUAGACUGUCAUUGAAAUGUUGUAUCCACCCAACUGGUAGUUCAGUUAUAGACUACUGUCAUUGAAAUGUUAUAUCCACCCAACUGGUAGUUCAGUUAUAGACUACUGUCAUUGAAAUGUUGUAUCCACCCAACUGGUAGUUCAGUUAUAGACUGUCAUUGAAAUGUUGUAUCCACCCAACUGGUAGUUCAGUUAUAGACUACUGUCAUUGAGAUGUUGUAUCCAUCCCAAAGGCUAAUAUUUAUUAAACAAUAUGUUGAUUUUCACUGGGGGGAGCGAUGAUAAGAUUAAUUACUUUUUGACCAUUUGUUAUGAAAAUAAGUGGGUGGGGAGUCGUGGGGGGGGGGAAGAAGAGACUGCAGUCAGGUUGGGUAGAAGAAAAUAUGUGAAACAAGGUAUGGGAAAGGACAUAACAAAACCUCAAACAUGUUGUCAAGAAAGGGGGGGGGGGGGGGGGGGGGGGGGGAAGAAGAGACUGCAGUCAGGUUGGGUAGAAGAAAAUAUGUGAAACAAGGUAUGGGAAAGGACAUAACAAAACCUCAAACAUGUUGUCAAGAAGUCUUCUUCAUCGAAGACACGAUUUGGCAUGGACUUUAAAAUUGCAGUCUAUCCAAACAGAGUUGCAGUCUAUCCAAACAGAGUUGCAGUCUAUCCAAACAGAGUUGCAGUCAAAAUAAAUGAUUUAAACUCCUUGAAAAAACAUGGAGAGUUAAAAAAAUCUGAUUGACUUCCAGACCCAUAUAUAAAAGUUGACAGAAGCAAUAGAAAACCUAAAAAUUAAUUAGACAGUAUUGAAUAUGUGCUAACAAAACCUGUGUCAAAAGUAGAUACAUUUUUACAAGCCAAUUAAAUUAUAUUUUGAGAGGAACACUAAAUUCCAUCAAUAAAAUAUUUUCUUUUGCCAGGGAGACUGGUCCAGUUCUAGAGUACUGUUUCUCCCGUUUGAUGACUGAAAGAAUUCUUAGAUUUGCCUGUGUGGUCAAAGGUAGGCUUGUGGUCAAAAGUGGGCUUGUGGUCAAAGGUGGGCUUGUGGUCAAAGGUAGGCUUGUGGUCAAAGGUGGGCUUGUGGUCAAAGGUGGGCUUGUGGUCAAAGGUGGGCUUGUGGUCAAAGGUGGGCUUGUGGUCAAAGGUGGGCUUGUGGUCAAAGGUGGGCUUGUGGUCAAAGGUGGGCUUGUGGUCAAAGGUGGGCUUGUGGUCAAAGGUGGGCUUGUGGUCAAAGGUGGGCUUGUGGUCAAAGGUGGGCUUGUGGUCAAAGGUGGGCUUGUGGUCAAAAGUGGGCUUGAAUUUGAUGUCUUCCUUUAGAAAUAUCUUUUCUUAAAAAUGAGCAUAAAUAUUACAGUACAAAAUAUCUGACAUGCUUUUUUUGUGUCUAUAUGAGAAUACAGUAUUUUCAGCAUAGGAAAAAGUUAUUUGUGUGUGAUGGUAAUUGGUGGGUCAAGAUGAUUGGUGGGUGAAGGUUACUGGUGGGUGAAGGUUACUGGUGCGGAUGAAAGUCAAUAAAAUAAGAAAUGAGCAUUUUGCUAUUAUUGUCUGCAUUAAACAGUCCCUCUGUAUUAUCUUAAGAAUAAAUCGUUAUAGAAUUCACUUCAAAUGUACCUGUCAGGUAUAAUUAAAUGAAGUAAAGUUUGGAGCUUGGUGGGAGGGAGUUUUUCCACCUCUUUUUGUGUCAGUGACUAUCAUGGCCUUGAUGGGGCUGGAUGUGUUACACGUUUCACCAUGCUUACAUGUUUCACCAUGCUUACAUGUUUCACCAUGCUUACAUGUUUCACCAUGCUUACAUGUUUUACCAUGCUUACAUGUUUCACCAUGCUUACAUGUUUCACCAUGAUUACAUGUUUCACCAUGCUUACAUGUUUCACCACGCUUACAUGUUUCACCACACUUACACAUUCACCAUGCUUACAUGUUUCACAUGCAUGCAGGUUUCACCAUGCUUACAUGUUUCACCAUGCUUACAUGUUUCACCAUGCUUACAUGUUUCACCAUGCUUACACAUUUCACCAUGCUUACACGUUUCACCACGCAUACAUGUUUCACCAUGCAUACAAUUUUCACCAUGCUUAUAUGUGUCACCAUGCUUACAUGUUUCACCAUGCUUACAUGUUUCACCAUGCUUACAUGUUUCACCAUGCUUACAUGUUUUACCAUGCUUACAUGUUUUACCAUGCUUACAUGUCAACAAUUGUGUGUUCUACUUCCUGUUUGAACAGGACCACUGUACCAUGAGACCAGAAGAGCUGUCAAUGCAUUGGUGCACAUGGACCAAGCUUAUGAAAUCUACCAAGCAAUCUGCACACCAAGAAUGGUAAGUCCUUGUACACUCGGAGUGCUAAGUCCUUGUAAACUCAGAGUGCUAAGUCCUUGUACACUCAAAGUGGUAAGUCCUUGUACACACAUUCAGGUAAGUCCUUAUACACACAGUCUGUUAAGUCCUUAUACACACAGUCUGGUAAGUCUUUGUACACUCAGUCUGGUAAGCCCUUGUACACUCAGUCUGGUAAGCCUUUGUAUACUCAGUCUGGUAAGUCCUUGUACACUCAAAGUGGUAAGUACUUGUACAUUCAGACUGCUAAGUAAUUGUACUCUCAAAGUGGUAAGUCCUCUUACAUUCAGCCUGGUUAGUCCUUGUACAAUCAUACUGGUAAGUCCUUGUACACUCAAAGUGGUAAGUCUUGUACACACCGAGUGGUAAGCCCUUGUACGCUCAGUCUGGUCAGUAUCUCUUACAGUAACUACAGCUGAAGUCUGAUGUGUCCUAUUAUCUCCGAUGUUUUCUAUUCUAGACAUUAAUGCAGUGUUCUCUAUUGCAGAAACCACCCAGGGAGCCCGUGUUGAAAAUGAGGUCAUUCCUGCAUUUCAUCAAAGUAAGAAAUCUUCAUUUGAAUAAGUCACCACAACUUGUUCAAACAGUCCACUAAACCAAUAUUGAAUCAAAUAUUUAAAAUAGUUUUAGAUACUUUUUAGGUUAUCUAUUUGUAUUACACUUUAAUUUGUUUCUAAGUGAAGUCAAUUUAUGAAGACUUUCAUUAAGUUUUUAUGGAAGUUACAUUUCUAAAUGAAGAAAAGCCCAGGAAAGCUGCAUCACUACAGUGUUGAAUUAAUGAAAACAUCCUGACACAAUUUAAAAUGUGUUACUUGAUGAUACACUUGGUGUGUACUGAGUCUUAAUUCCUUAUCUGGACCACCAUUGUCUCAUCGACCACCAUUGUCUCAUUGAUCAUUUUAUUGCCGAUGUAAAUACAGCCAGUGAAUAAAAUCUUUCUUGCAGGAGUUAGGUCUUAUCAACAAUGACCUAACACCAGCUAAAAUUGUACAGCUGUUGACCUCUGACAAUCCAAAUGUUAGUGACGGAGAGGGCUGCUUCAACCUUGAACUUGAGGUGAUUAUACUGUUAAUAAUCAACGUGAGAUAGCUCAGCGAUUAAACAGUUACACAGUUUUUAGCAUGCUAAAAAAAUUAUUUUUAAAAGGCAGUACAACCCUUCCAAAGCCCAGUGGUGUGCAACCUUGCCAAACCUCCCUGACACUCUAGAACACUUUCUGUUUAGUGCUAUUUAAAAUGGAUGUAUUUUAGUUUUGGGGAUAUGUUUCUAGUCAAGGACAUAACUUCUCUUCACCAGUGCCAUCAGAUACGCUCUGUUGAAAUGUAUUGUGUUAGAAUACAAAAAGCUUCCUAUAUGUAUGUGUCCCCUAUCAGCUGCCCCCCCCCCCCAUAUGCACAUGUUCCCAUCAGCUGCAUGCUUCACUUGUUUCUGUUCUUCUCUCAUAUAUCAUAUUUCUUAUAAACAUUUGAGGCAUUACAUUAAACAAUGAUUUACUGGCCAACUGAUUGCUCGGAAAACUCUUUGACAGAUGACUUUCUUGGAAUACUUCGAGGCCUUGCUUCUCUGUGCUGAGAUAUUUGUGACGGAGAGUGUUGUUCUAGACCCGACCACUCCACGUCCCAGUUUGAAGUUACUGCAGGAACUCAGCCAGUAUUCAGGGGAGAUGACAACUUCACAUGCUGCCAGUCAGGUAUUCCGUGGAUAUGGCAUGGUGUUAGCCAGGUAUUGAGUGGCUAUGACAGUGUCACAUGGUGUCAGACAGUGGAUAUGACACUACAAAAUAAUCUUGAGAAAAAAUUGACCAAACCCAUAACAUUUUACCACUCACAAAGCAAUUUGGCAUGAAAAUCUAAUGGGCAAUCCAUUAAAAGUUUAGAUGUUAAAUCUGGCCACAAAUUAUUAGACUUAUAUAUUUAUUUGAAAAUAGGUCAGUAUUUUUAUUGCUCUUUUUCAGUGCUUUCCAAACUGUGUGUCAUGACACAAUAGUCACUCGCAGUGUGUAGGUGUGUUGCCCGAAAGUAAACCAUAUGAACAUUCACAUAUUUAUUUUGGACUUAAAAAACCGCUAGUAUUGAAUUAAGAAAAAAAUUAUGGACAAACAGGUGUAGUAGUAAAUUAUAUUGAAAGCAGACGUCUUUAAUCAAGAUCAGUUAUGAGGUUAUGGGAUCAACAUUUAGAAGCUGAUAUAAACAUGAACAGAAAUUGUCGAGCUGUUGUUGUGUGUUGACAAAUUGAGGGAAAUUCUGCUGACAUAUUUUGUCUUAGGAAAGUAGUCCAAGGGAUUUUUGUGAUUCAUUGAAAACAGAAUUUGUGGACACAAUAAUUGUCGUUCCUUGAUCUGGCUGACAUAUUGGAAUGUUCAAAUAAAACAACCACUAGGAAACAAGAUAGUGAUUAGGAAAUGGAAAGUGACUGAAGAGAAUGUGGAAAAGUGUUGUGGCUGAGUGUGAGCUAAAUGUGAUAAUGCUGGUGCUCAUUGCUGUAAGAGAAAGUUCAACUGAUUGUGAACCAUUUGACAUUGCUGCAAGAGAAAGUUCAUACUUGCUUCUCAAUUGCUAAAAUCCAAGUCUAUGAUAGGAUGAGGAAUCCAUUUCUCACAACUGACUGAUGAACUUUUCACUUACCAAGGAAGAAGAAUAUUAAGCUGAACUUACAAAUGAUUAGAAUCUAUGCAAAUGUGGAUUUAUUUCUUUGAUUUGUUUCAAAAUUGCAUGACAACAAUAAAUGAAAGAAUUUCAUGAGUUUGUUGUCAACAUACAUUGCAGUAUUACACUUUCUAUAUCUGUGCUGCCUGCCUUGAAAUGAGUUCAGCUUUGUUGUCAACAUACAUUGCAGUAUUACACUUUCUAUAUCUGUGUACAAGUUGUUUAAAGAGAUGCCCUUAAAUUACUGGUUGUUUAAAGAGAUGCCCUUAAAGUACUGGUUGUUUAAAGAGAUGCCCUUAAAGUACUGGUUGUUUAAGUGAUGCCCCUAAAGUACUGGUUGUUUAAAGAGAUGCCCUUUAAGUACAAAUUGUUUAAAGAGAUGCCCUUAAAGUACUGGUUGUUUAAAGAGAUGCCCUUAAAGUACUGGUUGUUUAAAGAGAUGCCCUUAAAGUACUGGUUGUUUAAAGAGAUGCCCUUAAAGUACUGGUUGUUUAAAGAGAUGCCCUUAAUGUACUGGUUGUUUAAAGAGAUACCCUUAAAGUACUGGUUGUUUAAAGAGAUGCCCUUAAAGUACUGGUUGUUUAAAGAGAUGCCCUUAAAGUACUGGUUGUUUAAAGAGAUGCCCUUAUAGCACUGGUUGUUUAAAGCGAUGCCCUUAUAGUACUGGUUGUUUAAAGAGAUGCCCUUAUAGCACUGGUUGUGUAAAGAGAUGCCCUUAAAGUACUGGUGGUUUAAAGAAAUGCCCUUAUAGUACUGGUUGUUUAAAGAGAUGCCCUUAAAGUACUGGUUGUGUAAAGAGAUGCCCUUAUAGUACUGGUUGUUUAAAGAGAUGCCCUUAAAGUACUGGUUGUUUAAAGAGAUGCCCUUAUAGUACUGGUUGUGUAAAGAGAUGCCCUUAUAGUACUGGUUGUUUAAAGAGAUGCCCUUAUAGUACUGGUUGUUUUUGUGAAAUAACACUCCAACUAUGUCCUACAUUUUAUUUGCCAGUCUGCCAUGGAUGAUGAGGAAGAAGCCGCCACUGUUCCAGCCGAGUCCAUUUCUCCCAUUCCAAUAACACCGCUCAGAAAUGGGUCAUCAGCAGCCAACACUGUGCUCAACAUUAAACCAGGAGAGUCUCCUAUGAGGGGGUCAUUGUCUUUAGUGAGUCACCCAAUUCUUUACUAGGGUAACAGUUGAUCAUAGACCAUAACUUACGGACAUCCCCAUAGGACAUCAACAUGGGACAUCCCCAUAGGACAUCAACAUGGGACAUCCCCAUAGGACAUCAACAUGGGACAUCCCCAUAGGACAUCAACAUGGGGAUAUGGGGAUAUCAACAUGGGACGUCAUUGCUUCUGUGAAUUUUUUUCCCCCCAAAAAAGCUCCACACACAUAAUAUUCCCCACAUAAAAAUUCCCCACAUAAAUGACUUUGCACACAAAUAUUCAUCACAUUUGUGUGUGUGCUGCAAGCCUAUCAGAUGUGUAAAACUCAAUGAACUAAAAAAAUAAAUUAUAUUUUAAAAAAAAGGAUAAAAUUGUUGAAUUUGAACACAUUUUUUUUUUGUCUGUUACAGCACACCAGUGAAUCAAACGUCACAGUGAAUCUCAAUCAGAGCAGGCGGGAUAGUUUACGUCCUGGUCAGUGCCAAUAUAGACCAUCUAGUAGUUAACUAAUUGAGCUUGAAUAAAUAGUUUUGAAACACCACCUUAAAGCAUUUAAUUGAUGAACUGUUAUAUUGUCCCCAUUGGAUCAUUUCUAAAUGAAACUUUUGGAACAGUUCAAACUUUGAACCCUGCAGUUAACACUAAAUCUAACUAUUUUCACUGGAAACUUUGAACCUUGUAGUUAACACUAAAUCUAUGUAUGUUCACUAGUUCAAACCAUCAAUGUUGGUUCGUCUGCAGAUACUCAGAAGACAUCCAGCGCUAUAAAAAGCCAUUCUCCGGUUCAGGAAAUGAAUGAAGACUCGAACGAGUCGGACAGUCGAAGCGGUAGUGCAAGCCAACCAGGACAAGGUGAGUGCAGUAGACAAUGAAUUGGGAAAUACAUUUCUAAAAAGAAACUUGCUAAAAGGACAUUUCUCUGAACUCAAUGACAAUCCUUGAUAAAUGUAACAGGUGAAGAGAUCUGACUCAAAAUCCUGCAGUGGUUAAUGGAUUAUUGGAAUAAGAUGUUUCACAAGGGUUAUUGGAAUAAGAUGCUGUACAAUGGUUAUUGGAAUAAGAUGUUGUACAAUGGUUGUUGGAAUAAGAUGCUGUACAAUGGUUAUUGGAAUAAGAUGUUGUACAAUGGUUGUUGGAAUAAGAUGCUGUACAAUGGUUAUUGGAAUAAGAUGCUGUACAAUGGUUAUUGGAAUAAGAUGCUGUACAAUGGUUAUUGGAAAAAGAUGCUGUACAAUGGUUAUUGGAAAAAGAUGCUGUACAAUGGUUAUUGGAAUAAGAUGCUGUACAAUGGUUAUUGGAAAAAGAUGCUGUACAAUGGUUAUUGGAAAAAGAUGCUGUACAAUGGUUAUUGGAAUAAGAUGUACAAUGGUUAUUGGAAUAAGAUGCUGUACAAUGGUUAUUGGAAUAAGAUGCUGUACAAUGGUUAUUGGAAUAAGAUGUACAAUGGUUAUUGGAAUAAGAUGCUGUACAAUGGUUAUUGGAAUAAGAUGCUGUACAAUGGUUAUUGGAAUAAGAUGUUGUACAAUGGUUGUUGGAAUAAGAUGUUUCACAAUGGUUAUUAGAAUAAGAUCUUUCACAAUGGUCAUUAUAGUGUUUAUUGGAAUAAGAUUUUGUUCAAUUAUUCAUUGCUGAUAAAAAUUAAUGAUGAUACUUGUGAGAAAAUACUUGCUGCUCCAGACUAUAAGUUCCACCAGUGGUUCUAUGACUGCACCACAGGAGGACUUAUCAGUUUCACUUUUAUACUGGUACAUUUUCAAUAAGCACAUACUCUAUAUAUGGCAUCCUUCCGUCUUCAUGAGACGCUUCAACAAAUGGCUCAUCAUGCCGAUCCCAGAAUGGCAGUCUCAGCUGAAUUUUCCGCAAGAGAACCUUGACUCCUGGUUAGAUUAGGCCUUCCACAUUGCUGGUUUUGUUAAAGGGCUUCGUUUCGCACUUCUUCUGCCAUUUUGACUCCUUCAUACACUGCUGUUCCCCAGAUGUAACUGCUCAGCAAUGAGCUCUCAUUCGUUGAUUUCUAUGUUGGCUUCCCUCAUGCUCCUUUUGCAAACGUCCAUAAAUCCCAUCCAUGGCCAUCCUGUACAUCUUGCCCCUUCUGCCAACUUUCCAUACAGAAGAUUCUUUGGAAUACGGCCUUACUCUAAACACAUGUUUGAAUAGGCUACGAGUUUAGCACUGUGUUAUUCAUUUAUUUUACAAGCAUCAAAUCUUAUGUUUAACAGAUGCACUGUGACAGGAUUGUUGCUAUUUACAGUGUUUUUAAUGUUCAAUCUCAUAUGAGUCUUAAGGUGUUGUGUUAAAUAGCAACUAAAAUAACAUGAAGUUUAACUUUCCACCUAGGACUCUUAUCCCCAUACAAAACUUCUACAAAUUUCAAUACUGUGAAAAGCCCCAGAAGCCCAUAUUUCUCACCUUACCCAGGUAUAAUAAGUUUUGUUUGAGGUUACAUGUUUUUUACUGUUUAAACAUGAGAAGUUUAUCCCUAACUUUGUACUGGCUGGACUGUUCUGUUGAAGUUUAUCCCUAACUUUGUACUGGCUGGACUGAUCUGUUGAAGUUUAUCCCUAACUUUGUACUGGCUGGACUGAUCUGUUGCGAUUUUAUUUAGAUCAGCAGGAAAUAUUUUGUUCACACCUUCAGUUUAAUUUUAAUCUACCUUAAAAUUUAAGUCAGUCUAAAGAAAAAACCAGUUUAGUAUAUAAUAAUUAACUUCCUAUACUGAACAAAUGUGUUUCGCUGUGGGUCUUUUGUUAGGGGCUCAUUAGCUGUAAGUAUUAGGUUAGAGGCUCAUUAGCUGUGAGUCUUUGGUUAGGGGCUCAUCGGUCGUAUAAAAAAAAUAGGUAUUAUCUUACUUCAGUGAAAGAAAAUAUUAUGAAACUCAUGCAAAAACAAAUAGUUUCAGCUAAAUAGAAGACAUUUAAAUGAAAGACUAGUUAUGCUGGUGUGCCGUAGUUAAGCUGGCUGGUGUGCUGCAGUUAUGCUGGUGUGCCUUACAUUUAUAGUUUUCUAAUUCAUGAUUUUACUCAUUUACUCAUUGCAAUUGUAUUUAUGUUGGAUUGGAAAUUUUUUUAACUCAUCAAUUUUUUCGAAUUAUUUAAAUAUUUAAAAAAAAAGAGUUUAAGGAAAUGAAGAGGAAUGUAUUAAAUAAAUUAUGAUAUUUAAAGGAAAAUACUUUUUAACAAAAAAUGAAAAACAGAAAACAUGCCAAUAUUAGAAAAGGAAUAAUUGUCAAUUUUUACCCUACUGCAAGAAAAGAAGAUCCAGAAUAGCAGUGUUGUUAUUAUGGUACAUCUAUUGCUGGAGAUACAACAUUUAAACAUACUGUUAUUUUAUGUAGGAAACAAUCAUUCAUGUAGUUAGGUAGACUUGGUAGUGACUUAAAUCUGUGUAUUUUAUUGUUCAGAGUUCGAGUCUCCCGUGGAAGCAGAUGGCGAGGCAGUCAUGUUGGACGAUAACACCAAAAAAUUCAACUUCUGGACCCAUCAGAUUCACAUCUUCUUCUUGAGGAAAUUCUUUCCCAGCGCUGAGAGGUACCUGGCGGCCCAGAGGUCAAAGGCCAUCAUCAGAGUGGAGCACAGGAGGAGGCAGACUAUCACAGGACCGACCUGUGAGCUCAGAGAGGAAUGACAUUCAAAUAUUGUUAUUGUUUUUAAGCAAAGCCUCUAAAUUUAUUGGAGCACAACUCUAAUAUUGUUUUUAUGUCCCUUUGCAUACAAUGUUUUCAAAUCUCUCCUAAUAUUACAAUAUAGUAUUGAAGUGAACAGUGUCUGUCACAUUCACUGGUCAGGUCAGUUUUGAUAUCACUACUUGUCAACUGAGUUUUGAUAUCACUACUCUUAAGGUCCGUUUUGAUAUCACAACUCUUCAGGUCCGUUUUGAUAUCACUACUUGUCAACUGAGUUUUGAUGUCAUCACUUGUCAGGUCGAUUUUGAUAUCACGACUUGUUAACUGAGGUUUGAUAUCACUACUUGUCAGCUCAGUUUUGACAGCACCAUUCUGUAAGACAGUUGUGAUAUCACUAUUGAAAAUAAAAAAAUUUGCAAAUCUUAAAGAACAACCGUCCUUGCUUUUGUCUGAGAUAAAAUGGUUUAUCGCUUGCCACACUAUGAAGUUAUAUCAUUCUGUUUUAUCAAUCAUGUUGUCAAUAGUAAGCCAAAUCUUUAUAUCAACUGAUAUCUUCAUCUUGGAGUGCAACAUUAUUGUACACUUGCUCUCCACCAUAAUCUUUACACAAAUAGAAAGGUUGCCCAAAUCGGUUUAUUUUCUUGUGAAUAUCCCCUCCCACCCCCCAUUUUUUUUCCUUCUUUUAUAAUCAGAGACCAUCUAAAAAAACCUGUCAGAGUUGAUUGUCCUACCUAUUUUGUGGGGAGAGGACUUCUUACAUUGCGGGACUCAAUUUUUUCUUCUUGAAACUUGAACUCUUAACAAUUAACGUUAAAAAGUUUCAAGUGUAACUCGAUCAAAAAAGUCAUGGCUAUUUACUUGGUUCCAUAACAUUUAUCUUUUGGUCAGAAUCCAUGGAUAGGUUAGGCUGUUGGAUCAACUCUCAAAGUGGCGGCCAUAAGAGUUCAUAAUAUGUGGAUUUUACAGUGGAUUUUACAGAGUAUUACGCUACAUCUUGCUGUUCAGUCUCUUUGUUUCACUUGUAUAAGAACAGAGCUGACUCAGUGGUGUUUAGAUUUCACCUCUGCCAUUUCUUUCAAACCUGGUAUUAAAAUAUUGAAAUAUUG